AGUAAGUGUACUAUUGGUUGGUUGAUAUUUGCAGACAAUAUAGUGCUACUUGGAUCAUCAGAAGCUAAUCGCACACCACUGACUUUGUUUCCUUGUAAUUUUCAGAAAAAUAGAUGUCUUUUAAUGAAAUGUUGUACACAUACGAUUCAGAUGGUAUAAAUUUCGGAAUUUAAUAUAGAAAAAAAUAAAUGGCAGGUGCGUACGCAUAUAUAGUCACAUACAUCACGUCUCUACAAAACAAAACUUGGAAUUCUGUAAAAUAUUAAUGCCUCGAAUAUGUCUGUGCGCACGCAUCAUUUUCUCACAUAAAAUUCUUAUGUAAUUUAGUCACCUGGACGGUAUUUAUAAGAAAUUUCAUUACAAAUACCCAAUUUUCUGCAAGUUACGAGAAAAAAAGUCGGCGGGACACGACUGUGCAGGAUCAACUAGUCACGACUAGCUUGUGCGAGUGUGCGCACCGGGACCAAUCUUCCCGCUUUUUCAUCUUGACAUCUCUAAUCGCUCUAUUAUUAAAACAGCAAAAUGCCAGGAAGACAAGUUGUAAAAUUCGCAAAACUUACUCCAAAUGCAUUCGUCCCAACUCGAGGAUCGCCGCAAGCUGCUGGAUACGACCUUUACAGUGCAUAUGACUACUCAGUCCCUUCUAAAGGAAAAUUGCUAGCCAAAACAGAUCUCCAGAUAGCUUUACCUGACGGCUGUUAUGGAAGAGUGGCUCCUCGUUCAGGACUGGCUUUGAAGCAUUUCAUUGAUGUUGGAGCUGGAGUUAUUGAUCAAGAUUACAGAGGAAACGUUGGUGUUCUUCUUUUCAAUUUUUCUGAGACUGAUUUCAAAGUCAACAAAGGGGACCGUAUUGCCCAGCUAGUGUUAGAGAGGAUAUUCAUUGCAGAUCUGGAAGAGUGUGUAAAUUUGGAUGAUACAUUGCGUGGCGAGGGAGGUUUUGGAUCAACUGGUGGAAACUAAUAAAAGUGUUAAAUUUUUGAA
This is a messenger RNA of Octopus bimaculoides (California two-spot octopus), 981 nucleotides long. RefSeq names its product deoxyuridine 5'-triphosphate nucleotidohydrolase. Gene Ontology annotation, molecular function: magnesium ion binding; dUTP diphosphatase activity. Lineage: Eukaryota; Metazoa; Mollusca; Cephalopoda; Octopoda; Octopodidae. Gene Ontology annotation, biological process: dUMP biosynthetic process; dUTP catabolic process. The record is from RefSeq and is a predicted model, not a curated record.